Molecule: messenger RNA, 5440 nt
Organism: Cololabis saira (Pacific saury)
Lineage: Eukaryota; Metazoa; Chordata; Actinopteri; Beloniformes; Belonidae
Product: zinc finger protein 420
Exons: 2
Coding region: 242-4510 (1422 amino acids)
Biological process (GO): regulation of transcription by RNA polymerase II
Cellular component (GO): nucleus
Molecular function (GO): DNA-binding transcription factor activity, RNA polymerase II-specific; RNA polymerase II transcription regulatory region sequence-specific DNA binding
Source: RefSeq, a predicted model, not a curated record
GGACAGCUAGUUGAUUGUUUCAUAAUAAGCAGGAAUCAAUUGUGUUUAAUAAACUACGUUAAUCUGUGGCGAUAACACGGUUCAUUUCAGGUGUUAUUUUCGCUAAUUUUCAAUUCGCCUGAACUCACUGUAGUAAUAAGAUAAACCGUUUGGUAUCAGCGGUGGCGCUGUUUGCCCGGAGAUAAGUUGGGAGCGUGAGUUAGCCUGCAGCUAACAGCAGCUAACAGCAACAACAGCCAAGAUGGAGGGAGGCUGCUCUGCAGCGAGCACAGACGACAACGCUGCAAACGACCCGGGGAUCAGCGGCCAGCCCCCCGGAGAGGACCUGCAUGUUUCUACCGAGGACUCUGACGGGGUUGGGGUUUUCUGCUGUCAGGAUUGUGGAGAAGCCUUCAGUGAAGAGACGGCCUACUUGGAGCAUCACUAUCAACACAAGCAACAAUACGUGCACUUAGACGACCACUCCAACCUCUUACAUGGUGCCCAAAAGGACAGUGAAACACCGUAUUCCUGUACUUUAUGUUCACGCUCUUUUGUUGAGAUGACUGAACUGGACUUGCAUUUGAAGAACCAUGGUCAGAUCUCCACAAAGGAGUCUGAUAUUGUAACUUCUAGUGUAACAAAGCAGCAUACUUAUGUAUGUUCAGAUUGUGGGAAAUCUUAUGCUGUUAUUGGACACUUUCUCAAUCAUCUGCGUUCGCACCAGAAAGCCUCAAAAUCUGUUUUUAAUGACCUGGAACAUUUGAAAAAGAAGUCAUUUCAGUGCGAGUCUUGUGGGAGGAGUUACUCUCGUGCUUCAGCUCUCGAUGCUCAUCGACGGUAUCAUGAGGAAAAGUUGAUAAAGAGUAAAAACAGGAGCUCAGGGGAUGUAGUUCAAACCGGAGAGCUGGUUGUGGAAAAAAAAACAAGUGAAAUUCAGAGAGAGGAUAAUUCUGAAAAGCUUUUUAAAUGUUUAUGUGGUAAAGCAUUUUCGACCUUGUCGCGCCUGAAAACACAUCAGCGAUUUAGCCGCAAAGGACAGUGCUCUCCGGAAGAAACAAAACAAAAACCAAAGAAGGCCUGCAAUGAAUUUUACUGCAGCGAGUGUAAUAAGGCUUUCAGUAGUCAUGUUGCCCUCAUUAACCAUCAGCGAUGGCAUUCUAACCACUCGAAAGAUUCAGCAAAGAAGUUCCCAUGUGAGGAAUGUGGAAAAGCGUUUAUGACUCUAACGUUCCUCUACCGGCAUCAGCGCACGGUGCACAGUGAUGAAACCCCUGCAAAGUCGUUCCUCCAUCAAGUGUGUCAGCUUCAGAAAAAGGCGUUUGAAUGUAAAGAUUGUGGACUUAAGUUCUCCAGGGCUUCAGCACUUCAUUCUCAUCAACUUCAACAUACAGAUGUUUUCGUGGAAACGGAGAAGGAGACUCAGAAACAAUCAUCUCCGUUAUCAUCCAGCAUAGUAUCAGACACUGGAGAGAAAGAGAGUGAGCCCUUGGAGGCUUUAACAAUAGAGAGAGCACAUUCAGAAAGUUUGCUUCCCACCAGUGCUGCUGUUGAAGAAUCACAUGUAGAAGAGACUGAUGAAGACAUGGAGUGCUACGAACCCGGAGACUUUAAUGUCCAGGUGAUCAGUGGAAGCGAAUCUGAAGACGAGCCAAUUGAAGAUGUCAAUCCUGACCUGGAGCUGUUGUGUGAAUCGGAUCAGGAAGUAAGAGACGAUGGUGACACCCUAGUUUCCCCCAGUGGUUUUGUAUCAAAACCAGGGAUUGACUUGAAAAUAGUUCAGAUCGACUUUGAGCAAACCGACGAGCAAUGUGCACUGGUGGCAAAGGAAGUGGAAAAUAUAAUGGCAGGGGAAAGAUUUGUUUGUCCAGAGUGUUACCAGGAAUUUCCUAGUCUUUCGUCUCUACAAGUUCACAGAACGUGGCACGAGGUUGAUGAGAGACGCCAAGAGACUCCAGGUCAGUCAGCAACCGUUUACACAUGCGAGUUGUGUGGUUACAAAGCCAGUAGCUAUGAAGCACACUACAGUCACAUGCAAACACACGGUGAUCAAACCCCUAGCAGUGAUGUGUUGAAUGAAACCGAGGGGUUUGAGAAGAAAACUUGGACAUGCGAUGAGUGUGGUAAAGUUUUCACUUGUUCGUCGGAUUUAGUCUCUCAUCAGUUGCAUCACUCCCCCAAAAAACAGUUCCAGUGUCCAAAUUGCCUGAUGUCUUAUUUGCAUGCGGCCAGCUUGUAUAACCAUAUGAAAACAUGCACAGAACAAAAAAGGGAACAUAUGUCGGCCACUAAAAAGGAAUACAAUCCAAAGAAAACAUUAUUAGGCCCCAAAAUCUACCAUUGUGAACAGUGUGGAAAGGGUUUUUGGUCUUUGGGGGCUUACUCCCACCACAAGCAAAAUCAGGUGGAGUGUACAGAUUUGAGGCUAAGAAAAGGUGUCCAUGGAUCAGCGGACUCCCUCAGCGGACGCCAGCGCUCCGGCAUUAAGGUGGCAUGUUCGGUGUGCGGCAGGAAGUUCCGCCACAGAGGAAUAUUGGCAUUGCACAUGCGCAAACACGAAAAUGGAAAUCACAAAUGUGAACUCUGCGACCGGUCGUUCCGUCUGUUCUCCAGCCUCCUCAGACACCAGGUCGUACACAGUGACCAGCUACUCCCCCCGCCCAGUAAGUCUUUUCAGCAUCAGGUGGAGCAGCUGCAAAAGAACACGUAUAGCUGUCCUGACUGUGGGAAGCUGUUUUCACGGGCCAAAGCGCUUCAGUUUCACAUGAAAAGCCAUGGCUACGAGACCGGGCACUCGCCAUCUUCACCGCGAUCCACAGUCACACUGGAGGAUCUGCAGUGUGCAACAUGUUUUUCACAUUUCAGCAACAAAGCGUCAUUAAGAGCUCAUCAAAAACUUUGCAUUAAAAGAGACGGUCAAGCAGCUGUAAAGACAGAACCACUGGAAAAUGGUGUCUGCACACAGGAGCCCUCUGGCCAGCUAAAGCUACAAACAGAGUUCAAGAAGGAAGUGGAAAGUGGCACACAUAAGCUGAAGAAUAAUGGUGAAGGCAGCAAAACAAGCUCAAAUUUGGAUAUUUCUCUGAUUAAAACCUCUAUAAAAGAAGACCCAGGUAAAGGACUGUUUCCCUGUUCUGAAUGUGGUAGGCGGUUUGUGACCAACUCUGCUCUUGGCUCCCACAAACGAUGGCACAAGGAAAGGAAGUUCCCAGGUUCCUUCCUAAAUGACGACGAUUUGAAAUCUGUUAGCCGUAAGACUGACGAAGGACCUUUUCAGUGCAACAAAUGUGGCAGACAGUUUUUCAACCACCACGUUCUUCAGCGCCACCAGAUCUUUAACCCUCAGUGUGAAACCAACAUAGAACCAGAUUCAAACACAAAUGUGGAGAGCGGCAGCAAGCGAGAGCAGGUUUCAUGUCCAGAAUAUGAUGAGACAUUUGAGCCAAGUUCGUCUCUGUUUACUCAUGUUGAAAAUGAGCAUUGUAAAAUUGUGGAAGCAGCAGACCGUCGGCAAGAUGAGGUUUUGGAUAUUGUCCAAAGGCACGAUGAUACUAACUGCAAAGCUUUGUCAUCACCACAAAAGCCGAAAGCUCACCAAUGCCCCGUCUGCUUUAUGACCUUUGCAAAAGUGCGAGGUCUGCGUGCUCAUAAGUGGCAGGCCCACUCAAAGAGUACAGCAAGCAAAGAGAUUCUUCCACUGAGUGUAAAACUAGAGCCCACUGUUUCAAACUGUGAAACGAAUAAAACAGAAAAUCAAGAAACACAGAAAAAUAGGGCUGCUGAUAGUGGAGGGAGGAAAAUCAAGUCAGACCCCCCACAUAUGAUAUCUGUCUCCAGUCUAGACUGUAAGAAACUGAGCAGUUCUGCAGUCACUCCUCUUCAUUAUGAGAGUGGGAACCCCGAGGCCAAACAUGUGUCUAAGGUGGAGAUCGAAACUGCCAAAGCCGCAGCUAAUGUCCCCCCGCCACUUAGCUGUCCGUCAGAGCACACGGUCAAAUAUCUGUUCAAGUGUGAUAAGUGUGGUAAAGCUUUUCAAACAGAGGAACAGUUGGGAGCCCAUAAGGCCAAGGCCAAGAGUCGGCCUUUUUGUUGCGCUCUGUGCUGCCACAGCUUUUGGACCGGGAAUCAGCUGCGGCAGCACCUCGUCUGGCAUGACGAGGUGCGCUGCCGUCUCCCAAACGAGGUCCGUUUCAGGCUCAGCGCUGCUAUGACCUCCGAGCCUUUAAACCUCGACAUCCUCACUGGGGACGAUGCAGGGAAGUCUUUCCCAGCUUUUACCAUGGACCCACCUACGCUCGACCUCACCAGCAGGUCCCAAAGUGGCCACAGUUGCCAAUAUUGUGGAAAAGCCUUUCUUUCACCAACUGCAUUACAAAAACAUAAAAGUCAGCAUUGUGACCGCAGACAGAGGGACACCCCUGCUGCUGUCUCAGGGUACGCUGAUGGCCUUACUUGCCUUAAAUGUGGAACUACGUUUUGUCAAGAGUAUGAUUUGCACCAGCAUUACACAGAACAUGCCUGUGGGGUGUAAACGGACUGAAACAACACUGUAGAUUGUGAGAUGUUUUAUUUUUAGACACAUCUGUGAAGUUAGAGUAUCCUUUUGUAUCACUAUUUCCCAUUCUCAGGCUUUUCUUUACACUGGACUAAUAUCUGUAAAUGUGAAAUACAAGUAGGUAUUAUAUAUAUGAGUUCCUCAUAGUGACCAUUUUGUUUUGACUACAUCUCAUGCACGUCAGAUUAACUCACUAAAUCCAAUAUGGGGAACAUGCAUUGAAGUAUUGGGAUUUAAAAAAAAAAAAAGGCACUGAUGUUUGUCAUGCGUACACAUUUAAAAAGAAAUGGGAAGUGCUGUUUAUGAAUUAACAUUAUAAACUUUAUGAGAAAAUCUUUCAACCCAAAUAUCUUCAACUGUUGCUGCUGUUCCUUUUUAAUGCUGGAGAUUUGGAAAUCUGCUGAAUGUUGUACAUUUUGCCAUUAUUCCACAAACAAGUGUCAUUUAUAUUACAUUAUGUAUGAAUUGGUUUAUAAGCUCCUGUUAUUUCUUUCAUAGUGUUAUUUCUUUUUUUUUUGGGAAGACUACCAACAGUUAAUGUUGAUGUUGCUGUAGGAUAUAUUUUUAGGGGGAAGCAUUUUGCUUGGUUAUGGUAAUAUGAGUUUAUCUUUUCUUUUCGCUUCUUGAGCAGUCUACAGUGUGAUUAGUUGUUCUACUUGCUUAACUGGAUAAAGUUCUUUCAAAAGUGUGUUAUUGGGUCGUGUGAUUAUUUACAUCAAUUGAUUAUUUGUCUGAAGUGAUUGUAAUAAUUGCUCCUCUAUGGGUUUUAGCGUUUGACCACAUCAGGAUUAUAUGUAAUAUGUUGGGGUAUGUUGGGAUAUGUGCACAUUCCCAUUCAUUUGAAUCCAAACUUUCAACUGGUAGUGUAAUUGUGCAACACUAACGCGGUUGUUUAAAAAAAAAAAG